This is a messenger RNA of Phlebotomus argentipes, 2277 nucleotides long. Its product is annotated as WD repeat-containing protein 48 homolog. The transcript is spliced from 5 exons. NCBI's taxonomy places the organism in Eukaryota, Metazoa, Arthropoda, Insecta, Diptera, Psychodidae. Gene Ontology annotation, molecular function: ubiquitin binding. The record is from RefSeq and is a predicted model, not a curated record. Gene Ontology annotation, biological process: protein deubiquitination; double-strand break repair via homologous recombination. Bases 161 to 2173 code for a protein of 670 amino acids.
CUCCAGUGAGCACGACAGUUCGCUAUCGGGCCACUGAAUACCAAAUUGUAUUAUGAGGUGUCGGACGGGAAAAGUGGCAUUUUCCCGUGAAAAAAGUAUUUCUGCGUAAAAGUGUCGCGUAGAACCCAUCACCAGCAUCCCCCCACUUCAUGCAAUCACCAUGUUAACACACAAAAACAACCAAGUUGUCCGGAAGAAAAUGCAAGUGUCGUUCGUGAUACGGGACGCAGAGGAGAAGCGCCACAGAAAUGGAGUGAAUGCCCUACAGCUGGAUCCGGUGAAUGGGCGUCUGUACUCGGCGGGCCGGGAUGCCAUCAUACGUGUGUGGAACAGCACACAAACGGGAUCGCAGGAGCCGUACAUCCAGAGCAUGGAGCAUCACAACGACUGGGUGAAUGAUAUUGUGCUGUGCUGCGGCGGACGCCACCUGAUCAGUGCCAGCUGUGAUACGACGGUGAAGGUGUGGAAUGCCCAUCGCGGCUUCUGCAUGUCCACGCUCAAGACGCACCGUGACUACGUGCAGGCACUGGCGUACGCUAAGGACCGCGAGCAGGUGGCGAGCGCCGGCCUGGACAAGGCUAUCUACUUGUGGGAUGUGAACACACUGACGGCGCUCACGGCCAGCAACAACACCGUGACGACGUCCAGUCUGCCCGGUAGUCGCGAUAGUAUCUACAGUCUGGCCAUGAACCAGUCCGGGACGGUGAUCGUGAGCGGGUCGCCGGAGAACACGCUACGCGUGUGGGACCCGCGCACCUGCAAUCGCCUCAUGAAGCUCAAGGGACACACGGAGAACGUGAAGGCACUGGUGGUGUCACCGGACGGAAAGGAAGUGGUGUCCGGCAGCUCAGACGGCACCAUAAAGCUGUGGAAUCUGGGCGAGCAGCGCUGCAUUCAGACACUCCAUGUACAUUCCGAGGGCGUGUGGGCGCUCCUCACCACCGACACCUUCUCGCAUGUCAUAUCAGGGAGUCGUGAUAAGAAAGUGAUCAUGACGGAACUGCGCAACCCCAGCAAUAGUGUGCUGGUGUGCGAGGAGCGCGCCCCAGUGCUUAGUCUCUGCUACAAUGUGGAUCAAACGGGCGUCUGGACGACCACUUGGAACUCUGACAUCCGGUGCUGGCGUCUACCGCGUGCGCAUCAGGACAAAUACGUCCACACCAACGAUUCCACAGCGCUAACGAACGGCGGCACGCCGCCGGCAAGAGCCACCGAGACGACGUGCAUUCGCGGCGGGGCGGCAAUAAAGAAGUACGCCGUGCUGAAUGACAAGCGUCACAUCUUAACGCGAGAUACAGAACAAAGCGUGGCACUCUAUGAUGUCCUGAAGGUGACGAAAGUCGAAGAUUUGGGCUCUGUGGAUUUCGAUGAGGAGUUGAACAGGCGAAACCAGAGGAUUUACAUCCCCAAUUGGUUCACGGUGGACUUGAAAACGGGCAUGCCGACGAUUGUUCUGGGACAGGAUGAGGUGGAUUGCUUCGCUGCAUGGGUGGCAGCGGAAUCUGGAUUGCCUGAGCAUGUUGAAGCGGGCUCCGAAGUCAAGGUGAACUACGGAAGUCUUCUCUUGCAAGCAUUGCUGGAAGCCUGGACGCCGCCACAUAGCGCUCCGGCCAGCGAUUUGGACAACGAAAUUAAGGGGAAUGGAUACUUUUCCGUGCCGAAACACACGCCGCUCAUUUUCAGCGAAGUGGGCGGACGCACGGUAUGCCGAUUGCUGGUCAGAGAUGCUGCUGGUGAGAGCGAAAGCGCGCUGUUGCAUGAAACGGUGCCGUCGUGGGUCACGGAUGUGGUAAUCGAGCGAAAUAUGCCGAAGUUCAUCAAGAUUCCCUUCUAUCUGCUACCUCAUCCACUCAUGGUGAAGCAGGAUCGCAUGAAAAAGGAGCGUCUCAUUGCCAAUGAAUUCAUACCGUGCCGAAAACUGUGUGAACACGUUCUGGAGAAGGUGCUUGGCACCGAAGUGACACCGGGCAUUAGCAAUGCGUCCAACUCAUCCCAAAAUAGCCAAAGUGAUGCCAAUUCUGAGGGAUCACAGAUCCCGCCAGAGGAUCGUCUCGAGUUGCUUUGCAAUGAUAUUGUUCUAGAUCCCAAUAUGGACUUGAGGACGGUGAGACACUUAAUCUGGAAGCAAUCGGCUGACUUGACCUUCCACUACAAGACAAAGCCCUUCACCUGAGCUGAAACCGACUGUCCCCAAAAGCCACGCCAGUGAGGAUGAAAAUGAUAAGAUAUGCUUUGUGGGAAGAAGAGAUUGUCAUUUAUUCUACAAUAUUUAGAGAA